AUGGCAACGUACGGUACGCAAAUCUCGCAUGUUCGAGAGUACUACUGUCAAUACACCGAUCAAAUACACAAGAAACACAAGUCAUGGCACGAUGGAAGAAUGAAAUAUUACCAACUAAACCAUAAAUUCCAACUUUUCUCCUUGGAGGGAGGAAUGCUGCUGGGCAGCACAAUCAUAACGAGCUCUCGUCGAGUAGAGCAUAUUCUGAACGCCAACGGCUUCAACAAAGAGGAACAUAAGAUCUUUGGUCAAUUUCUGGUUUUGAUCGAUUGCUUACAGUGCGAAUACGACAGAGAUAUCAGUGGGAAGGCUAGGGAAUUGUCAGUCUCUUACAAUAUCAAGAAAUACACUGAAGAUGCUAUCGAUUCGGAACCAUGUCAGGCGAAAUCUGGCAAAUUCACAACUCCCGUCAUUCGUCAUAACGAUAGUCUGGCAUUGAAGUUUAAUAAGCCAUUCCGACGACCACUUGCCAAACGAACCCAGAUUAACGUUCGCUCGAAACUCAAAGCACCAUCGAGCUCCAAGAGCUUGGAUUUGAAUUCUGAGGUGGAAAACAAGAAAAUAGCGAAAUCGAUGAUCAAGAAUGAACCUAUAUCGCUAGCAAUCGAUAUGUCCACAUCCAAGAAGCAUCCUAAAGCUCCCAAAUCCUACAAUAAAGAGGUAGCUACAAUUGAGAACCCGGAUCAUGUUUUAACUUCAAAAUUGACAACCGGCUUUUCUAAUCACAAUGCACAAGGGCCGCUACAAGAGCCAAUAAUUGAGCAAUCGCUUAUACCAGCUACUAAAACAAUUAAACCAGCCAUCACCGAAGCACAUUUUAGAGUCAAUCGAAAAAGUCUUGUUUUGAAGCACGAUCCUAUCGUUCUUGACAACCGAUCUCGACGAACACACGCCGACAUUAAAUGA
Lachancea sp. 'fantastica' is the source of this 906-nucleotide messenger RNA. NCBI's taxonomy places the organism in Eukaryota, Fungi, Ascomycota, Saccharomycetes, Saccharomycetales, Saccharomycetaceae. The record is from the annotation of a GenBank genome assembly.